AUGCCAUCAAUGCAUAUGGAAGAAAGAUUAACUCUAUCAAGAGUUAACAAGAACUAUCAAAUAGGGACACUAUGUCCACUCUGUAAAGAAGACUUUAGCAAGGAUGUGUACAAGUUGAACAACCAUAUGAUACUAUGUUUCUUGUAUCUCACCGUUGAUAUGGGUUGUUUGGACGUUGUAAAGGAUACUAUCAAAGAUAUAGAGUUGGAUGAACAACGUAAAAAGAGAAAUAGAAAGACGUAUGACAAUGACAACCAUAGUCAUCAUCAUCAUCAUCAGAACUCGAUAACAUCAAGAAACAAUCAAUCUACAUCGAUAUCAACGCCACCACAACCAUCACCAUGCUCGAGUUCAACUACAUCAACACCAACAACAACAACAAGCUCAAAGGAUACAUAUUUUGAUAAAGAUGAUGAAGAAGAAGAAGAGGAGAACCAAGAUAGAAGUAAUAAUACAAGAAAGAGAAAGAAAAUCGUAAAUGCAAAGACAACUCAACUCGAACAACCACUAACAUUCAACAACAAUAUUAUAAUAAUAAUAAUAAUAACAAUAAUAAUAAUUAUAACAACACCAACAUAA
Cavenderia fasciculata is the source of this 579-nucleotide messenger RNA. RefSeq lists its product as uncharacterized. NCBI's taxonomy places the organism in Eukaryota, Evosea, Eumycetozoa, Acytosteliales, Cavenderiaceae. The transcript has a single exon. The coding region runs from base 1 to 579 and encodes 192 amino acids. The record is from RefSeq and is a predicted model, not a curated record.